Molecule: messenger RNA, 1015 nt
Organism: Lottia gigantea (owl limpet)
Lineage: Eukaryota; Metazoa; Mollusca; Gastropoda; Lottiidae
Exons: 3
Coding region: 1-429 (142 amino acids)
Source: RefSeq, a predicted model, not a curated record
AUGAUCAGAACCAUUUUAUUGAGUGUUGUUGUUGGUGUGGCGCUGGUUCAGUCAAAAGAAAAAUACAUGAAACAUAUUCCUAAUAGCUUCAAUGUGAAAAAUCCUUGUGAUCAGUCCAAAUGGAUUGCUAUAGGACACACUGAUGCUACAGAAGGCAAAGAUGGAGAAAAUCCUUUUGGAGAGGACUUCAAACACGUUGGAGACAAACACUGGAACAAAGCUUUAUGUGAGAAAGAUUCAGAUGGUGAUGGCAAAUCAAAUGGUGCUGAAUUAGGUGACCCUUCUUGUAUCUGGUCUGAACAUGGUAGCCAUAAUCUACAAGCCGUUACAGGUCACCCAGGUAUUUGUGAACCAGUUGGAUCUCCAGCUUGUAGUCACCAGCAGUUUGAUUGUCAAAAUCUAUUUGGUUCUCACCACCAUCACGGUUAAAGAAAUUAAAAUCCCCAGGUGUUGGUUAAAGAUAAAUCAUUUCAACAGAUUUUUUCUUUGGGUUGAAAUUCUUUAAUAUUUAUAUUUUAUAAUUCAUAACAAUGAUUAGGAAAAAGUAAUCACCAGAGUAGCCCCGCCCAUCCCCCGUCAAUCAUCCAUUUUAAACUGAUAAUAAAAGAAUGGUUUCAAGCACCAAAGCAAUAUUGCCUUACUAUUUUGCAUAAUUCCUUGGACGCUGCCAUUACUAAGUACUAUUGCGUUAUAACUAUCUGCCAAUAUACCGCUGGUGUGUCUAACGGCGUGUUUCAUCUUUAUGCAGUAUUUUCACCAUAUCCCUUACAAAUACUGAAAAAGAGAAUGUUUUGCAGUCAUGAUUAAUGUCAAUCGGUCCUGUAAUCCAUACAAAUUCUAAACAUUUGUCCUACCACCAUUCACUCUAAGAAGGGGUACUGGUAGUGUAUUUGUUUUAUAAUAAACUAUUUUUUAGUAAGAUUUUGUUUUCUUUUAAAAAUUAUGAGGUUUUGAAAUAUAUUGUGUAUAUUUCCUGUCUAAGGCAGUGUAUUAAAGUUUUUUUUAUUUAACUUUU